AUGGACCUGUUUUCCAAAUCUGGUCGUACUCGGAAAUUGGACAAGUUCACCCCCAAAGAAUCGAAGUUUGGAGCUGAGGAAGACUUUUCAGCUGAAGAAAAUUCACAGUCCGCUUCAAGUCAACUGGACAAGUCCACCCUUAAACUUAGACAAGAUAAAAGGCGAGAGAAACCUUCGUCCUCUUCUUGGUUCAGAAUCUCGCCUGACGGAAAAGAUCGCACACCCCCAAAACCUCACGAGUGGAAAACGUCAAUCACCGAAAAGACUACACACCCUUCUCUAUCACUACACUCCAAUCAAUCAUCAACGAAUAAAAGUAAAAUGUCAGAUUUAGCAGGGCCGCCAAAAGACCCUGCACGACCCACAGCGUCAGCUCAGAUAUCUACAACCGAAAGCUCCGACUUCGAUUUAAGACCACCACCACUCAAAGAGAAAGCCGCCAAUUUGGAGACUCUCACUGAACUCCUCUAUUGCGAACAAUACCUCCGAGUCCUAACAUCUGACUCUCAACUUCUAAGAUGCUUUCCUACCUUUCUAAAUAAAUACCGCCCAGAACUGGCUCAUUUCGUCCCGGAGUAUCUGGAGGUACAAAAAGUACUCAAAGCAGUAGACUAUGCAAACGCCGUUGCUGCUAACCUGUCCAAUUCCCCAAACUUGACCCUGGAUUCGACGCCAGCCGUAGAACUAUCUGCAGGCUUCCAGGAGGUCUCAAAACGUGCUUUCAAUGCACUUUUACAACAGGCUCUUCCGGCGUGGGUAACUUACUCUCUUGUAAAGACUGCGACGUCUUGUCUUGCAGCCGAGUUGACUGGCCAUGCUACGCCACUAACUCGCGAUUUAUUUGGAGGCCCUUAGCGAGGUAUUUCGUAUUAGUGAUCCGAAUCAGCCUGAUAAUCCACUAGUUUAUGUAUCUGAGGAGUUCUUUCGGCUUUCGGGAUACAACAGAGAAAGUGUCAUAGGGAAGAAUUGUCGUUUUCUUCAAGGGCGACGAACGAAUUGGGACAGUAAGCGCAGAUUGAGGAAAGCAAUUUCUUCUGGGUCGGAGAUUUGUGAGACGUUGCUGAAUUAUCGAAGAGAUGGAACGCCGUUUGUUAACGUCUUGCUCUUGGCCCCAUUACAUGAUGGGAAGGGGAAGGUAAAAUACUACCUGGGUGCGCAAGUGGAUGCAAGUCGUCUCGUGGAGGGGGGACGAGGCGUCGAUGGAUUUGAACGUUUUCUCCUGAGACGAGAAUUGGAUUUGGAACGUGAAAGCGAGGAGGAAAAUGAUCCGAAAGAGGAGGUCUUCGCGAAACUUAGGGAACUUGGCAAAGCUUUUAAUCUAGAAGAGAGCGCCAUAGUUCACGACAUCAGCCAGGGUGGAACAGGUUUCGCGGAUUUGAGCGAUAAUUUCUAUGGAAGUCCGUCUCGAACACCUAAGGCAAGAAGAAUAAUCAAAGAAGAAGAUGAUGGAUCAGAUAGCGAUAACGAGAGAGGAGACGAAGCCAUGGAAGCUGGAAGUGAUACAGCCUGGAAACUAUCAAGUACUGCAGCGUCCGGUCGUUUACCCGGUGCGAUCUAUCAGAAAUACGUUUUGAUACGGCCAUAUCCUUCAUUGAGGAUGAUUUUCGUGUCCCAAUCAGCAAGAAAGUUGGGUCAAUUACAACAACGUCCAUUUCUAUCUUAUAUCGCAGCACCAGCAAGCACAUUGACUGGGCUUCAGGAGUCGCUACAAUCAGGUGAAGCGGUGACAGCAAAGGUGGCAUUCCUAAGUCGCCCUGGAAUAGGAAGGGAGGGGACGGUGACCGGAAGAUGGGGAAAGAAAGGCAGACGUGGAGAGCCAAGUGCAGAACUGGAUCCAUCGAGACUUGGAAAAACUUGCUGGAUUUCUGCCACACCAUUACUUGAUGUCAACGGAAAUGUUGGCGUCUGGAUGGUAGUUAUCCUCGAAAAGGGAAGCGCAGAGAUGAACUUCGCCAAUGAUAUGUCAUUCAUCGAUGAAAAAAGUCCAGGUCCAGUUCCAUCCUCAUCUAAAAGAGGAGAUGAAACACAAGUGGAAAUAGAUGAACUAGAUCGUCCUUUGAAACCAAGACUUGUGGGUGGAUGUGAAUUCGUCACUACAACACUAGAAAUGAGGCCUAGCACCAAAAUGUUCGAACCAACCGCACCAACUGCACCACCUCCACCGGCAGCAGAGACGGAGAGCUAUGUGGGGGUAGAACAACACAAUGACAAAAAUAUCAUUAGCAAAGAUACAAAGCUAGUGACACAACGAAACGAAGCUAUCACAUCAUCACCCGAUAUCAGCGCGGGGGAAAAAAUCAGAUCACUCAUUCCGUCUCUUCGAUCCCGAAUUCCAUGGACGAACAAGAAAAGGAACAACAAUGAAAACCACCAUCAGAAAUAUCCGCUGUCCCGAGUGUCAUAUUAA
Molecule: messenger RNA, 2407 nt
Organism: Hymenoscyphus albidus
Lineage: Eukaryota; Fungi; Ascomycota; Leotiomycetes; Helotiales; Helotiaceae
Source: the annotation of a GenBank genome assembly